Messenger RNA from Anopheles maculipalpis, 978 nucleotides. Its product is annotated as probable chitinase 10. The transcript has a single exon. The coding region runs from base 22 to 978 and encodes 318 amino acids. Gene Ontology annotation, molecular function: chitin binding. The record is from RefSeq and is a predicted model, not a curated record. Gene Ontology annotation, cellular component: extracellular region. Lineage: Eukaryota; Metazoa; Arthropoda; Insecta; Diptera; Culicidae.
AGAAACAUCGUACAACUAGAUAUGGAAAAAUUACUCAUAAUCGCUGGCCUGUGCUGCCUUGUCGGUGCGGGAUUGGCUUCCUUCCAACGUCAGUCGAACCCGAUUCUGGGCAACUUUGUGCCUCGCAACUCGUCGGCUGACAGAGGCCGCUGUCAAGGUCAAACCGAUGGCACCCUUUUUCCGUCAACGAACUGCUCGAAUUUCGUCAAUUGCCAAGGAAAUCGCGAGGUAGAGGUAGCUUGCCUGCCGGAAGGUACCAUGUACGACUAUCAGCGUGAAGUAUGUGAUCACCCAGAGUUUGUGACCUGCUGGACAGAAGAAAAUCGUUGCACGGGCCGUGCAAAUGGAACCCUCAUCCCUGCCACAAACUGCUCCAACUUCAUCAUCUGCAUGAAUGAGCUAGAAAAUGAAGAGGUUACCUGCGCACCCGCUGGUACGCUGUUUGACUAUCAACGAGAAGUAUGUGACCAUCCAGAGAAUGUCCAGUGCUACGAAGGCGGUGCAUGCGCUGGCCGUCCCGAUGGUUCGCUGGCACCUUCGCGCAACUGCAGCAAUUUCUUCCGCUGUGAAAAUGAAGACAUCGCGGAGGAAAUCACCUGUCAGCCGCAGGGUACAUUAUUCGACUGGCAACGGGAAGUAUGUGACCAUCCAGAAAAUGUCGAAUGUGCUGAGUCGGGACCGACCGGAAACAGUACCGCUGCACCACCGCUGCCUACGGAAGAACCAACCCGUCCUCCCCUAGACCCAAGUGUUCCCGUGGAUCUCUGCCGUGGAGUUACUGUCGGUAUGUUGGAGCAUCCGACGGACUGCACGCGCUACGUAAUCUGUGUAUUGGGUCAACCCAACGUGCAGCAAUGUCCACCGAAUACCAUCUUUAUUGCAGAAUUAGCAACCUGCGGUCACGGUGAUCCAGUGACGUGUGUGGCCAGCGAAGUUUGGAUUACCGCCUACCGCCGUGCUACCUCAUACGUUCACUAA